Oncorhynchus mykiss (rainbow trout) is the source of this 1437-nucleotide messenger RNA. Its product is annotated as procathepsin L. The record is from RefSeq and is a predicted model, not a curated record. NCBI's taxonomy places the organism in Eukaryota, Metazoa, Chordata, Actinopteri, Salmoniformes, Salmonidae. Gene Ontology annotation, biological process: proteolysis. Gene Ontology annotation, molecular function: cysteine-type peptidase activity.
CUUCCCCUGCUGAAGUUUAUGGCUUCGUGACAGGCACCUGACUGAACAAUAACCACAGCACAGUACUUAAGCAGAGGACAGAGUGACAGUUAUCCAUCACCAGCCAGUGGCUUCAAGACAUCCUACACACACACACACAGAAUGAAGUUGUUGGUAGUUGUGGCUGCUGCUCUGGCAGUGGCGAGUGCCGCUAGCCUCUCAUUGGAGGACUUGGAGUUCCAUGCCUGGAAACUGAAGUUUGGGAAGUCUUACAGCUCUCAGGUGGAGGAGGCUCAGCGUAUGAGCUCCUGGAUCUCUAACCGGAAGCUGGUAGUGGUUCACAACAUGCUGGCUGACAAGGGCAUCAAGUCCUACCGUCUGGGCAUGACCUACUUCGCUGACAUGGAUAACGAGGAGUACAGACGCGUCAUCUCCCAGGGCUGCCUGGGCUCCUUCAACGCCUCCAAGGCCCGCGGCGGCUCUACCUUCUUCCCAAUGCUUGGGGACAACGACCUGCCCACCACCGUGGACUGGAGGGACAAGGGCUACGUCACCCCCAUCAAGGACCAGAAGCAGUGUGGCUCCUGCUGGGCAUUCAGUGCGACUGGAUCUCUGGAAGGCCAGCACUAUAAGAAGACCAAUAAGCUGGUGUCCCUCAGUGAGCAGCAGCUGGUUGACUGCUCCGGUGAUUUUGGCAACAUGGGCUGCAUGGGCGGUCUCAUGGACCAGGCCUUUGAGUACAUCAAGUCCUUGGCCCCUGGAGGCGUGGAUACUGAGGACUCCUACCCCUACCAGGCUGAGGACAAGAAGUGCCGCUACAAGCCCGACAGUGUGGGUGCCACCUGCAGCGGGUUUGUUGAUGUGACCAGUGGUGACGAGAGCGCACUGCAGCAGGCGGUGUCCACGGUGGGACCGGUGUCUGUGGCUAUCGAUGCUGCACACUCCUCCUUCCAGCUCUAUGACUCAGGUGUCUAUGAUGAGCCAGAGUGCAGCAGUGAUGAUCUGGAUCAUGGUGUGCUGGCUGUUGGCUAUGGCACUAGUGAUGACGGCCAGGACUACUGGCUGGUGAAGAACAGCUGGGGCCUUGAAUGGGGAGAUAAAGGCUACAUCAUGAUGUCCAGGAACAAGCACAACCAGUGUGGCAUCGCCACCGCUUCCAGCUACCCCCUGGUCUAAGGAUCCAGGAGAGGAUAUCUGAAGAUGACUUGACACAGACAAAACCAGAGCAAUAAUUUAAGCAAAUUUUAGUUUUUGUAGCAAUAACCAGAAUUUUUAGAUGUGCAUUAUUUCUUUGGUAGUUGAGGGUCACACAUUUCAUUAUACAGUACACCCAGAAAAUAGUCCUGGUCUAAGAAUGUUAUUCAUGCGCAAAAAAAAAACACUAAAAAUCAUUCUGAUUUUCAAAUGUAAAUAAAUGUAAAAAAUUAAGAAAAUAAAAGUUUUACAGCUGUGCAACUA